AUGAACUCAGAAGAAGAUGUGUUUAGUUUCAUCACCGUGCUUGGCCUCGCCGUAUUCAUCGGUCUUUGCAUCUUGCUCAUUGUUCUUAUAGCAACUUCGGCGAUCAUUCUUGUAAUCUACGUAAUCAUUGAUUGCAUUCUCCGACCAUUCAUAGGAACAUGUCUUGACCUAGAUCUCGAAAUCGGUGUACAAAGAGGCCAGCAACGAGCUAGAAUCGUGACUUACCACGCGAUAUUCCCUACCGAAUUUCGAUUACCAAAUUCCGGGAUCAUAGAAGAGAAAAGAAGACGAGGGUUGAGAAAAAGCGCGAUUGAAACCCUACUUCCGAAGUUACUUGUUGAACAAGAUAACAACCACGAAGAAAACGAAGAUAGGUCAAGAGAAUGCGCGAUUUGUCUUAGUGGUUAUGUCGCAAACGAAGAAUGUAGAGUGUUUCCGGUUUGUAGACAUAUGUAUCACGCAAUCUGUAUCGAUGCUUGGCUUCAGAAUCAUCUUACAUGUCCUAUUUGUCGUAAAGAUUUGCCAGAUUCAUGA
Molecule: messenger RNA, 534 nt
Organism: Arabis nemorensis
Lineage: Eukaryota; Viridiplantae; Streptophyta; Magnoliopsida; Brassicales; Brassicaceae
Source: the annotation of a GenBank genome assembly